This is a messenger RNA of Entelurus aequoreus (snake pipefish), 3029 nucleotides long. It is a transcript of the gene fbxo21, whose product is annotated as F-box protein 21. Gene Ontology annotation, molecular function: DNA binding; protein binding. The coding region runs from base 19 to 1881 and encodes 620 amino acids. Lineage: Eukaryota; Metazoa; Chordata; Actinopteri; Syngnathiformes; Syngnathidae. The transcript is spliced from 12 exons. The record is from RefSeq and is a predicted model, not a curated record.
UCGGGGUAAACAGUCAAGAUGGCGGCGUGUGUCGCCGGAGAGCGGCUGCGGGACAUCAGCACGCCGACGACGGGCGACCGGGACGGCAAGAAGCUCACCGACUUGCCCACCGAGGUGCUGGAACACAUCCUGUGCUUCCCCGCGCUCAAACAUGUCGACAUUUGCAACGUUUCCCGCUCCUGUCAGCGCCUUCACGACGUCUGCCACGGGCGCGGGAAGGUGUGGGGGCACCAGUACAAACUCAGAUGGCCCAGGCUGCAGAGGUUCUACCCUCAGAACGAGAGCUGCGACUGGCUGCGGGAGUACAAGACCCGCCAUCGGGUGGGCAUCCAGAUCCGCAGGACGGUGGAGUCCAUCUCCAAAAGGUUCUUCACGGAAGUUCCGUGCAUCGGACAAGUUCUGGGGGACAGCUUCGCUGAGAUCGAGUCCCUGGGCAUGCCCGAGCAUUUCUGUGAGGACGAGCUGCUCUUCAUCCUGCGUGCCGACAAGAGGAAAAGUCUGACCCUGAAGUACUAUGCAAGGAAAAUCCUUUACUUCCUGAGACAGCAGAACAUCCUGCGCAGUCUCAAGAACUUCCUGGAGCAGCCCAAGGAGCAGCAGUCGGCGCUCGCAGGAGCGGUUCUGGUGGACCAGUACUGCAACCCACUGGCUGACAUCACGCUGGAAGGCGUCCAGGCUCAGCUGGACGACGUGGUGGACAAAGUCAAGAAGACUCUGAGGCUGAAGAACGCUUCUCAUCCCAGCCUGCGCUCGCCUCCAGGUUUGCCCCUGGAGGACUUUGAGCUGCAGCGGCAGGUCUUCUGUGCCCUCAACUCGGUGCUGUACGAGCAGCUGCAGUACAAGGGCGACCAGUCGGACUACUACAACCCUCUCAACUCCUACAUGCACCAGGUGCUCCAGCGGCGCAAGGGCAUCCCCAUAAGCCUCUCCAUCCUCUACAUGGCGCUGGCCCAGAGCUUGGGGGUCACGCUGGAGCCCGUCAACUUUCCCAGCCACUUCCUGCUGCGGUGGCGGCAAAAACCACGAGGGAGCGAGGACAUUUACGACUUCGUCUACAUCGACGCCUUCGGGAAGGGCAAGCAGCUGACGGCCAAGGAGUGCGAGUACCUCAUCGGGCACCAGGCCACCGCCGACGCCUACGCCGCCAUCGGCACCGCCGAGGUCCUGCUCAGGAUGGUGGGGAACCUGCUCAACAUCGGCAAACGAGGGGAGGGCAACGAGAAGUCCUACCAGCUGCUGAGGGACACCUUGGACCUGUACCUCACCCUCAACCCUGACAACGUCACCUACCUGCUGCUGCAGGCCCGCCUCUACUUCCACCUGGGCAUCUGGCCAGAGAAGGUGCUGGACAUCCUGCAGCACAUCCAGGCCUUAGACCCGUCCCAGCACGUGGCCGUGGGCUACCUGGUGCAGCACACGCUGGAGCACAUCCAGCACAAGAAGCACCCCGCCCAGCCCGAGGUCAAGACGCGCGGCGCCCCCGAGCACCUGGACGUGCGCUACUCCGUGGGCCUGGUGAUGAAACACAAGAGGUCUGGCUACAACUGCGUGGUGUACGGCUGGGACCCUCGCUGCACCAUGAGCCAGGAGUGGAUCACCACCAUGAGGGUCCAGCAGCUGAGCCACGGCGCCCAGCAGCCCUUCUACAACGUGCUGGUGCAGGACGGCACCUGUCGCUACGCCGCGCAAGAGAACCUGGAGCCGCACGCGUGCCCGCUGGAGAUCGCUCAUCCGGAGGUCGGACGCUACUUCUGCGAGUUCGCCGACACGCACUACGUCGCCAACGAGGAGCUGCGCUCGCGAUACCCCGGGGACACGGAGGAGACGGCGGCCACGGCCCGGGACCUUUACCGGGAUCUCCAGCAAGCCACGCCCACCUAAAUGUCGCGUAAACGUCACACGCUUGGCGUCCAUUUCAUCAAAGCGUUGUCACAGGACACUUCAUUAGGCACACUCAGCGUAUCACUUUUUUUUCCAUUCAUUUUUGACAAUAUUCUUAUUUUUAAUAAUUCAUUUAUUUUUUUCAUUGUUAUUAACAAUACACUUAUUUUUAUUAAUUAUUUUUAACAAUAUACUUACUUUAAAAAAAUAUAUCUUAAUUUAUACUUUUGAAAGCAUAUAAAACUAAAGUAUAUUGCUGAAAAUAAUUUUUUAAAAGUGUAUUGUUGAACACAAAAAUUUAGUAAAAAGGUAUAUUGUUAAAAAUAAUAAUACAAAAUUAAGUACGUUGUUAAAAACAAUUAUUUACAUCAUUAUUUUCUGUAAUUAUAACUUAAAUGAAAAUAUAUCAUGUAAUAGAAUCCAAAAUGUCAUUUUUAACAAUACAUUUAUUUUUGUAAAUUAUUUUUAACAAUAUACUUGUAAAAGUAUAUUGCUGAAAAUAAUUUUAAUAAAGCAUAUUGUUGAACACAAAAAAUAAGUAAAAAGGUAUAUUGUUAAAAAUAAUAAUACAAAAUUAAGUAUGUUGUUCAAAACAAUAAUUUAAAUGUUUAUUUUCUGAAAUUAUAAUUUAAAUGAAAAUAUAUCAUGUAAUAGAAUCCAAAAUGUUAUUUUUAACAAUAAAUUUAUUUUUGUAAAUUAUUUUUAACAAUAUACUUGUAAAAGUAUAUUGCUGAAAUUAAUUUUAAUAAAGCAUAUUGUUGAACACAAAAAAUAAGUAAAAAGGUAUAUUGUUAAAAAUAAUAAUACAAAAUUAAGUAUGUUGUUCAAAACAAUAAUUUAAAUGUUUAUUUUCUGAAAUUAUAAUUUAAAUGAAAAUAUGUCAUGUAAUAGAAUCCAAAAUGUUAUUUUUAACAAUACAUUUAAUUUUGUAAAUUAUUUUUAACAAUAUACUUGUAAAAGUAUAUUGCUGAAAAUAAUUUUAAAAAAGCAUAUUGUUGAACACAAAAAAUAAUUAAAAAGGUAUAUUGUUAAAAAUAAUAAUACAAAAUUAAGUACGUUGUUAAAAACAAUAAUUUAAAUGUUUAUUUUCUGAAAUUAUAAUUUAAAUGAAAAUAUAUCAUGUAAUAGAAUCCAAAAUGUUAUUUUUA